GCUAUAGGACCCCCUGCAUUGCCAAAAUCAUAACAAGCUUGUCGUUUUCAGCCAUUAUGGCGAACCCACGAAAGUUCAGCGAAAAGAUAGCUUUACACAAUCAGAAACAGGCUGAAGAGACGGCAGCUUUUGAGGCGAUUAUCAAGGAGGUUACUAGUGCCACGCGGGGUCCAGGACCUUCAUACCCAAAACAACACUUGCCGAUAACGCCAAAUCUCGGAGUAUAUCGUGGUGGCUCGCUACCGAAUGUCAACCAAAUAGGCGGCAGUCCCGGCAUAGAUUUGCAGACCGCCCUGCAGCAUCUAGACGACAUAAGACAUGGCAAACCGAACCUGGUGGACCGAAUUCAUAGAGUGCGACCGACAGGGCCUCAUAGGCGCUUUCCCGUGGAUAAGCGAGCUGACUGCUCUCCAUAUGGAUCUACAUACCUGUCCCCCCCACCAGACACAAGCUGGCGAAGGAUGUAUCGUUAUCUUAAUGGAGUGUCGCUAUCGCGAACCAACUCGGAUUCAGCCCUGCAUACAAGUGCCAUGGCCCCCAUCGACAACAUUCAUCCCAACACACCCCCAACACAUCGUAGAAUUGCUGAAGUAGCUGGCCAGAAUAUGGGCGAUGGGGGAUACUGGGAUCCCAAGAAGCUUGCACAAUCUCGGCCAAAGUCAUGUGAAGUACCCAACAUUAACAUUUACCCAUCACAAGAACAAGAUUCAGGGGCUCCUCACAUACCCAUCUCAAACAACACUGGGUCGCUACCCGACCUCACCGUGCUCAACUUCCCAUCACCCAUGGCAACGCCGCUGGACGUUGAACCACAAGACUAUCAGCAACAAGGUAGCCCAGUCAACCUCUCCCCAACCAGUCUCAAUCACAUGACCAUGUCGCCACAGCAACAACAUGUCGCCAGCCAACAGAGUCCUGGGCAGCGACGUCGUCAUGCGCAAGGAGUUCCUAGUCCACUUGUGCUCAGUAAUACCAAUCAGAUGAGGAUACCCCUCUCACCACCAGUUGGCAAUAUGGACCCCAGUAAGUUAAGUGUGGAUCCCCGAAUACGUCAGCAGUAUCUGUUGUAUAUGCACCAGCAGCAGCAGCAGCGUCACCGAGCACCCAACUCCUCCUCUGCCCAGGCUGCUGCUCCUCCACACCCUGUAUACAAUAACCACCACCCUCACCCACAACAACAGUCGCAAACAUCUCCGCAACAGCAGCAGCAGCAGCAGCCGCACUCGCCGCACCAUCACGUACCGCAGGUGCAUAUUACAUCAUGUGAACAUGAACAGCAAUCACAGCCGUCUAUGACUCAGUAUCGAAAUAAUGUGUCAGAGACUGGCUGUCAAUCUCCCACAUCGCCGUUGUCACAACCGUCAUACUCCCCCGCUCAGUCUCCAGGCCUCCCCCCAACGUCCACAAUCAACAGCUCCCCCUUCGCCGAGGCGUACUACCUGCAGCAGCAACAGCAGACGAAUGCACUACAACAGCAGUUUGAGCAGUUCCACAUGGAAAGGUCAAGGUUACAAGAGAGCACAAACCAUGAUGGGGACCUCAGCAGCAUCCCUUUCUGUUCAUCACAUUACAAGGCUAUUUUAGAUCAGUUACCUGACAACACCCCCAUUUCAACAAUGGAGUCUGCCAUGAGUGCAAGCAGCAGUGUGGCAUCCUACUCUUCAGCCAUCUUCUCCCAGUCAGGCAUGGACAGCCAGGACUUCCAGCAACAGCAACAGCAGCAGAUCUUCCGCACCCUUGAGAUGGGUCUCCAGCAGCAGCAGAUGCUAGGGCAGACGGGGGUGGUGGGGAACGGAGGGGUCACUAGUCCGCAGCCGAACACACCCCAGCACUUAUCUCCUUCGGCCAAUAACAAAAUUCCAGAUAUUGUUCUUACCGGUGCUGAUGACACAUUGGGACGACCGCCGCCAGAUUUUGCCAAAGACCUUGGAAAUGCUAUCACAGGCAUGUCAGAUAGCUUUGAUACAGACUUUUUCUCAACUGAUGAAGCUUUUAAAGCAGGCUUAGACCCUCUAGAUCUAGAUGGACUUCAGAUGUUAACUGACCCAAAUAUGGUCACUGACCCAGCUACUGAGGACACUUUCAAACUCGACCGGUUAUAAGGGAGACAACUCUUUCAGAAGGAAAUGCACUGUUAACACAGGGCAGAUUUGUUUGUUGUUUGUGAUCAUGUUACCUAAGCACGGAUUGCAUCAGGAACGUCCUGUGGAGUCCCAUUGAUUUCAAGCAACCGAGUUGCUGCCCCUCGCUGGCAGGAGACUGUACCCGUGCUGGAAGCACAGCCAGGCCUUCAUUCAAGGGUUGACUGAAGAGGUCAGUGUGAGUGAUUUUCCCAUCUGCUGGGCGACAGUGAGUGGCAAAGUUGCCAUAUUUGAGUGUACAUAUUCCUCCCACUGAAGUGACCAGCACGGACAUUCCACAUACAAACCCCGCCCACCGGCCCUGCCUGCCUGCCUGCCAGCCUGCUUCACCUCCACAAGAACAAGGAAUCUUUACGCCAGGCUGAAAUUAUGACUAACGCCCUAACGACAGAUGUAAGAGGUUUGGCACCAAUGAGACUGGCUACUGUAAGAUGAUAUACAAGUUUGUAUGUGUUCUUCUUCUUGCUAUCUUGCUGGAUGACUGUACCGUGGUGUUAGACUUUCUUCAUCUGUUAGCAUCAACCUGCAUGGUUAUUGUCUUGUUUUCACUCAGCCGCCAGUGUCCGAAGUGUUGCUGCAUUCACAACAGUUCUGUUGAAGCAGUACGUAGCGUAGACAAUUCACAUGGACUUCAAUCUGCACAGUGACACUUUUGCUGCAGUUAUGAGGUUCCGACUAUUCCCCAGAGAGUAGACAAGCUUCAAGUCCAGUGAGCCUUAAUGCGAAUCGGUAGCCCAAAUAUGGAGAUGGUUGGGGUUUGGGCUCAGAAGUGCAUGAAAUGCUAGAUAUUUUUCAUACGAGACAAUUUCCGCAGAUAAAGACAUAAUUUUUCAUCACUUAUUAGAAGUUGAGGUAGGUACUAGCUGUCUGUGCCAGGAUGUUGAUUCAUUGAAAUGAGAACUGUAGUUCUUGUCAUUUCCAUCGCAGCAUUUGUUACACAAUGUACAAUGUUAUCUCAUCUCUCACCUACAUCACUGUUCAUGGUAGUUCAUUGCAAACAUUUUUAUCACAAUUUACCAAUCACAUUUGCUUGUUGGUCUUUCUCCUUUCGUAGUUCAACAUCAAUGUUUGCAGCGAUUCACUGAAUUUAUCGUUAUAAUGAUAACAUUUCAAGGAAUAAAUUUCAUUUGGAUGCUAGUGUCAAGAACAAGUGAGAUUUUUAUUUCAAGUGCUAGGAUAUUAUUUUGAAAAGAUUAUGUAUGACUCAAGGCUUAUUGACAUUAUUAUGGAGUCACCAUGCCUGUAUAUUAUCUUUAAUAUAGGUUUGUGUUGUUUUGUUUGAAAUUUGUCAGUUUAAGAAAAUAAUUUUAAGUGAAUAUUGUAAAAUUGUUAUGUUUUUUCUUAUUCAAAAUUGUCAAACUGAUAUAUUAUGAAAUGUUAUUUUGACAUGUUCUUUAAUUUCCACUUUUUCUGAAAGCUAUUGAUUUUUCUUGGGGAGGGUUCAUUGUUUUCAAAUGCAUAUUCGGAGGAGCACUUGAUGUGAACAUGCAGCUGGCGAACAGUUGAAAUAGAUGGUGUCGAGAUGAAGAAGUUAGACAGUCAAUGCUUGCAGUACAUGUAUGUUUCCAUCAAUUCUUGAGCUUCUUGUCAACUGAAAACAUAAUGUCUGAAGUCACAUCCAAUUCAUGAACCUAAAAAUCUUUACUGAAAUUAAUGUCUUUUCUGGCUGAAGUUGCCCAGUGGUACUGUAAGCUACAGAGAAACGCUGGAUGUACAAUACAUGAAACCAUGUCGCAAUACAAGGUCAUGUAUACAGUUGAAGAAAGAGAAACAUUUAUAAAGUUACCACAAACAGAGAAUCCAAAAUGAGUCGGAUGAAAAGUUUAAAAGGCUUGAUAUAUGUGAUAUCAAUAGGUGCUUGGGUGAAAUUCUAUUAAUCAUCCACAAUCAUUCUUCCAACGUUUUCAGUUGGUAAACAGUAAUAACUCAGUGUCUUGAGUGUAAAAAGUACAUCUAAACAGCUUCAGUGACCGGGAGAUUGGUGAUGUCAUUUGAUUGUGACAUCAUAGUAACCGAUGACAUCACAGUGGUCUGCAAGCAUUGUGGAAGCCAGGAUGUUAAGAGCUUAUGUUUACAUCCAGAAAGAGAAAAACUUCUGUGAUGUGUAUAUUGAUGGAAAUAUACCAUGUUACUCACGGCUUGAUGUCAAGGAUCCAGUCUGUUCCAAAGUCAUGAAAGUGUUGUAAAAUGACCUCUAGUUUGAAAUUCCACCAGAUUAUCAAACCCAGGGAUAUUUUUUGCUUGUUGACCAUGACCUUGGAGAAGGCGAGCUAUGUGCAAUGUAUGUUCGUAUGGCUGGUUUCAAAUGGCAGCUCUUGGUGUUUUUGCGUUUCUUUGUAUUGUUGUGAUGCUUUAAUCAUUCAUGCCUUACGCAUGUCUCAAAGCUGAAGACUGUUAGAGAUUUGUCUCUUUCAACUGUGUGUCUCCUAUUGCUGAUUCAGUUUCAUAUGCUUCACUAAAAUUUCACAUGGAUAUGCACUAUGAAAGUGUAGUAGAUUUUCGUUCAAUAGUGGCUUUGUCUUUAUACUAAUACAUGUACACACAAAUUUAUUUCUUUUUGAAAAGUACUUCACAUGACAUACAGCAAAUAUUUUACAGAACAGUCAUUGUCUCAUUCAAAUUUGACAGCAUCAAUAAGUAUUAGUGUAAAAUUGGUAAUGUUAUAGAAUCUGAUUAAUUUAUGAAUUGUGAAUGUGUAUAUGUGCAGCUGAGUGAACAAUGCUGAGCCAUGGCAUAAUAUUUCAUAUCACCCAGUCACAAUCAUGAACAGACCAUUUAUAUCCCAGAGUCUAGCAAAGCACCCCUGUUCCACUCUCAGACACAUCUUCAUCAUAAUCAUCAUCAUCAUCAUCAUUUCACAGAUGAUCAUAAUUUUAACUCCUUCAAGUGGAAUACUUUUCAUACAAAAUGUUCACCAUCGGCAUAAGAGUAUGUUGAAUUAUUAAUGUUCUUGAAGUACUUGUAUGGUCAAUGGCACAAACACUUUUCACAUGUGACCGUCUCCUUGCUGUACGUUGCUAAAUUCAUACAUGCCAGAAUUUGUCUCUGAUUUGUACUUAAAUGUCAUUGAUCAUGUCUUUGAACAGUUCACACUUCACUUAUUGGAUGAGGACAUGCCUGUGUUUAGUGGUUUGGGAAAACAAUGUAUAAGGAAUUAUAUGUUCAAGUUCUGAUGCUACUUAAUUGGUUACUUACAAAAACAUAGGCUUCCCAUGGCAAUUUAGAUUUUUGGGUUCCACGUAAAUUUGAGUUAAUUAAAAUUAAUAAAGUGUGAAGACAGGAAAUGAAUGUGUUUGUCCAACACAUACUUUAUAAUGACAUCCUUCAAAUACAUGUCAUCACUACAGCAGCCUCGGGGGGCCAACAUGAGGUGCUGUACGGACACUGGGCAUGUCAUAAAAGAAGGCUGUUGGUUUGCAGGAAUGUCACAUAAGCAUGAUAAACAAGACGUCCUUCAAGUGCAUUUUAUUUUCCAUUACUGCAUAAACGAACAAUUUUCACAGGUGGCUAAGCAUACGUUUCCCACCAAACAAUGUUAUUUCAUAAAAUUGUGCCUCAGAACCAGUUAUUAUUUUUCAGCCUAACAUGUUCUGAAAAUACUUUUAAGAACAGGGUUCUGUAUUCAUCAGUGUGUGUAAUUAUUCAACCACUAUUUCCAUAUUUUUAACCAUUUCACUCUUUUGAAAAUUUCACUGUGCAUAUUGUUAACACCAUUUAGAAGUAACGUCAACAUAUUUGUGUCUGCUUCACCGGGAUCUGCUGUUCUUCAUGUGCCAAAGUCAUUGAGGGCGCUCAUCGUAUUGAUUCCAUGACAUCCCUCAUCCCCGUGCUCAACGCAGCUUUCAGAACCUUGUGUUAAACAAUCCUUGUAUGUUGUCAGGGGAGUAGCACCUGGACGGUGGAAGGACCACUGUUCAUGGCCACUGAACUGGAACAAUUAUAUUUUGGAAACUACUUCAUAUAGGCCAUAGUGUACUCAAAGCAGCUGUUUUAUUAUAGUGUCAGAGCUCCAGAUAACUUUUUGAGCAAUUGAGUUUUUACUCUAGGGUUUCUAUUUUAAUUGGGUUAUUACAUUUUUCAUUGGGUAAGCAAUAUUGUUUCACUCAUCUAUUCAUCACUCUGUUGGGUUUUCCCAAAAUAAGUGAACAUUUUUAAGAUUUCAAAAACAUGAAAUAAUGUUUUAGAUUUAUGUAACUGUUCUAAAAAUAUAAUCUUGACUCGGAAGGUAAAUUUGCUCGUAAUUGUAUUUCGGAAAUUAGCUCCUUUGUACGCAUGCUGAAAAGGUUCAUUGAGGAUUUACGUGAGCUGUUUUUAUACAUUUGAGUUUUUCAUUUAAUGCAUGUGUUUCUGUACGCAAAUUAAUUGAAAGUAAUUGGGUUUUGAAUAUUUGGGGGUGGGGGAUUUUACGCAAAUACACUGCUUAUCUGUAGCUCUGAAUGUUCAUGAAUUCUAAGUUGUUAAAGCAUUUAAGCUACCUACAAAUACGUAGAAGCUGGAAGUGAUGUGUGUGGACCGUGGCUAUGUUAAGACAGGAUGUACCGAUGUCAGCUGUUUCUCAUCCAGUAUCACGUUUCAGUAUGCCAAAAUGAAUCAUUUUACUCUUUGUCAGUCAAACAAAUUGAGUUGUUGUCUGUUUGUCACUGCCAUGUGUACACUAUGAAACUUGAACAUACGGACAAUCGUCUAAGUUGGUAUCUAAUACUCAUUAAAUGAGAUAAGAACAAGAAAUGUUAGCAAAGACAUGAUUUGGUUUGCAGUACAUGCUAAAGGGGGACCACUCUGUGUGGAACUGAGACGUUGGCUCUGUUUUGAUUUACUGCUUGUUUGAUAAAAUUUCCCAAAAUUAUGGUGUUUGAAAACUUGAAUCAGCCUGGCUUGUACUUCCAAUAGGUUUAGUCCCUCUUUAGGAUUUGGCAAAAAUAGUGAUUAUUGCCAAUGUGCUUUCUGCUCAGAAUAACUGUUGCCAUGAUUGUCAUAUCAUCUGUAAAAUGUUACUAGAUUGUUUUAGCCUUUAUGUAUUUAUUAAUUGUUAAUUUAUUUGUUAAUCUCUUAGCUGUAGCUUUUAAUUUGUUUUAUCAUGAAAGCUGCUUUUGUAAGCAAUUGUUCUAACAGAUUUUUAGAGUAGAUAAAAACAGGUACGGAGACUUAACAAAGAAGGUUCCCCAGUGUGAGAUCUGUAAAUAGAAUUUAUCCUGAAGUUUACAUUAAAUGGAUAAUGUUUUGUGAGGAGUUUUGUUACAGCUGUGUUCUUGUUCAAUCGUGACAUUCUACUAACAGUAUUUGAAGGUGAAUAUACCGCCCAUGUCGCCACACUGAUUAGGACCCCUUAGAGAGUAGGCGUUCUUGACUCGGGGGGAAAAUAGCAGUCAUUAAGUUAACUUGGCUAAUAUUUACAUUUUAGAUUUUCAAUAUCUACUUUAUCAGAGAUUAUAUUAGGGCCUAACAAGAUGUGUCCAAACUAUUCUUGUAUGGGAUGUCAUAUUGGUGCAUCCAAACAUGUACAAAUAUUCCUUGUCCCUGGUAUUACAACUGUUGUCAUUCCAUUUUAUUGAGGGUAGCGAGUACACAACUUGCAUUCAUUAUAACUCGGAACAUUAUAAACUACUCAUAAAAAGUUAAGGACCACCCGAUUCUUUCAUAUUACUGGUACUAUAUUUGAUCUGUAAUGGCUUUUUUUUAAAUAGGGUGCAGUUGUUGCCAUAUUGAGGAAUAAGGGGCAGUUGUUGCCAUAUGGAGUGACACAAGGACCUCAAUUUUUUAUAGGGCUGGCUGGACUGAGACGUUCCAUGAGGACAAGAUAUUCUCCCAAUUAUUUGUUUCAUAUGCUGAAUUACUAGAGUAGUUUCUAAAAAAAUCAAACAAUAAGUAUUAAUAUUGUAACAGUAAAAUGUCUUUGUGUAGCCAGCCUGCUACGAGGUGAGGUUACUUAGGUGAUGUGUACAGCCAAGCCUCUUGUACGUACAGAUGACCAGUCAUUGAGGGUAUAUGUUGGGGUGAUCGUAUGGUUACAUGGUGACUGAAGAGAGUGUUAUUUUGUAAAAGGUUAUUUAUUGAGAACUGUUUUAUUUGUUGUUUGAAAUUAAGAUCACCAUUUCAAUAUUUAUGAACAAGAAGAAAUGUGUUUGUUCCCAGUGAUGUUCGAGUACAGAGAAGGAAUUUAUAUAUAUUGUAGAGAUAUAUUUAGAUUUGUUGUGAUUAUUCUUGUUACCAAGUCCAGCAAUGGAUUGAUGGCUGUGUUGACUUCUCUUGUCAGCUUUUGUUAAAACAUCGACAGGAUCUAGUGUAGCUGUUUCUGAUUCGGUAUGGUGAAAUGGUCACCAGAUUAAGCCAUGUGCUGAUUUUGGAUGUUUCAUGUUUGUGGUUUGACAGAUUAAAUCAGGCCUCAAAAUGAAUUUUGUAGUUAUUUCUGUCUGUAGACAAUAAUUAGAAUCAUGUACCAUAGGUAAAAGCUUUUUUUCUAACUUUUCUUUCACUUGAAAAUUGUAUUUUCCAGUUCUUGUCCAUAGCAGAGAUUUGAAGAAGUUAUAUGAGAUGUGAAUUUAUUUUUCUGUUAAAUGAGAAUUAUAUUGGGCUGUGAGAAAAGCUGAGCAAGUGCUAUUAGAGCAUGGAGGUGAUAUCUGGUGUACAACUAGUUUUGCCUGUUGCUGGUCUCACUACUAACAAAGUAAUUAACAGGGUUGACAUGGCAAGGGUGCAUUGUUCAAGCCACCAUUACUGCUUCGUUGGCUUCCGGUCAGGUUCACAUACUCUCCUUCUUUCAUGUGUAUCUUGAGGUGGGCUUGCGCCAACCCAACAGUGUAAGGUGAAUUUUGUUACAUUUCUUUAAUCAAUCCUGAACAGUGACGGAGAUCUCCAACUGCCUUAAUUUCCACCGUUUUCUAGUCAGCGUCCUGUGCCACGCAGCUUCUUGCCGCGUGUACUUCCUGCGAAUCAUGUCAUUGUAUCAUCAGAGUUAUCCCCCUUGCAUGUGUUCACACCACCCUUUCAGCUGACAUUCUACCACAUUUCUUUUUUAAAUUUGAUAAUUAUAGAUUUGUUUAGUUUGAACUUUGAAGCUCCACGUCUCUGAAGCUGUUUUGAAAAAAAUAUCAUGUGCUACACAUUCCAAACUUUCUUAUGUAGAUUUAACAUAACUGUGGUAAAAUGCUGUUCUGAAUGCAGUGAUUUGAUUGGUUGAUCAUUGUCUACCAUCUUCCCCACGCGUCUCAUUUUCGCCUACAUCGUUUCAUGUCAGCAUCUGGUAUUGUCAUGUAACCAUGGUAACCAUAUUCCUUUGCCAUACUGAAGUAAAAUUAUGUAACAUAA
Messenger RNA from Haliotis rufescens (red abalone), 9446 nucleotides. RefSeq names its product CREB-regulated transcription coactivator 1-like. NCBI's taxonomy places the organism in Eukaryota, Metazoa, Mollusca, Gastropoda, Lepetellida, Haliotidae. Gene Ontology annotation, cellular component: cytoplasm; nucleus. Gene Ontology annotation, molecular function: cAMP response element binding protein binding. The record is from RefSeq and is a predicted model, not a curated record. Gene Ontology annotation, biological process: positive regulation of transcription by RNA polymerase II; protein homotetramerization. The transcript has 14 exons. The coding region runs from base 57 to 2102 and encodes 681 amino acids.